Messenger RNA from Setaria italica (foxtail millet), 810 nucleotides. RefSeq names its product probable steroid-binding protein 3. The coding region runs from base 225 to 536 and encodes 103 amino acids. The record is from RefSeq and is a predicted model, not a curated record. The transcript has a single exon. Gene Ontology annotation, cellular component: membrane; endomembrane system. Lineage: Eukaryota; Viridiplantae; Streptophyta; Magnoliopsida; Poales; Poaceae.
GAAGGGCAGGCCACAGCAGUCAGUCGCCAGUCGCGUGGCAUUCACGCAGCUGCUGCUCAGUCUACUGCUCACAUCACACCGCCGGUGCCCACCGCUUCCUUCGCCGCUUCACUUGCAACCCGCAACAAUCUACGACAGAGUGACAGACACCUACCGCGCUGCGCAGCGGCAAACGAUCGAUCCCCUUUCCCUCCCCGGCUUCCCCCACCGCGCCGAGCAGCACGAUGGCGACGGAGCUGACGGCGGCGCAGCUGCGGGCGUACGACGGCACCGACCCGUCCAAGCCGAUCUACGUCUCCAUCCGCGGCAAGGUCUACGACGUCACCUCCGGCCGUAGCUUCUACGGGCCCGGCGGCGCCUACGCCAUCUUCGCCGGCCGCGAGGCCAGCCGCGCCCUCGGCAAGAUGUCCAAGGACGAGGCCGACGUCUCCGGCGACCUCUCCGGCCUCACCGAGAAGGAGCUCGGCGUCCUCGCUGACUGGGAGACCAAGUUCCAGGCCAAGUACCCCAUCGUCGCCCGCCUCACCGAUGCCUGAACUCGAAAUCUGAAUUCAACCCCCCAAUCACCGGCGAGUACCAUCCACCUCUCUGCCGGGGCAAGUAUCAGUGUAACUGUAUCCUACCUUUUGCAGUCAUGUGCUUGCUUGCUACAUUAUGUCAUUAGCUACCAAAUAAUCUGAAGGGAAGGAUGUAUGUGCCUGCUACAUAACUCCCUGCGUACACUUUGGGAUCUGUCAGGAUGUAUGUGCUUGCUUGCUGUGUAAUUGCAUAACAAAUAAUCUGAAUGAAAGAUUGGGGUUAGUUCAACUA